This is a messenger RNA of Manis javanica (Malayan pangolin), 1016 nucleotides long. RefSeq names its product cerberus 1, DAN family BMP antagonist (gene CER1). The record is from RefSeq and is a predicted model, not a curated record. NCBI's taxonomy places the organism in Eukaryota, Metazoa, Chordata, Mammalia, Pholidota, Manidae.
AUGCAUCUCCUGAUCCUCCAGCUGCUGGUGCUGCUGCCUCUGGGGAAAGCUACGUGGCACCCGGAAGGCCGCUCCAGUCAGAGUGCCGCUCCUCUCGUGCCGCUGGAAAGGAAUCGCAGAGGGCUCGCCACAGGCAACCAGGAGGAGGCUGAGAAGCCUGAUCUGUUUGUUGCAGUGCCACACCUGAUAGGUGGCCGGCCAGGGGAAGGCCAGAGACAGAGGCAGAAGAUGCUGUCCAGGUUUGGCAGGCUCUGGAGGAGGCCUGAAGGAGACCUGCACCCGCCCCGGGACGUGGUCAGUGAGCACUUCCCACCCGGGACCCAGGCCCUCCCUCAGCCCAAGGAUGGGACACAAAUGGAGAAAUCUCCUCUUCGGGAAGAAGCCAAGAAAUUCUGGCACCACUUCAUGUUCAAAAUGAGUCCAGCUUCUCAGGGGGUCAUCUUGCCUAUCAAAAGCCAUGAGGUGCAUCAGGAGACCUGUAGGACGGUGCCCUUUGGCCAGACCGUCACCCAUGAAGACUGUGAGGAAGUAGUUGUACAGAACAACCUUUGCUUUGGCAAGUGUGGGUCUGUUCGUUUUCCUGGAGCUGUGCAGCAGCCCCAUACCUUCUGCUCCCACUGCUCACCUGCCAAGUUCACUACGAUGCGUUUGCAGCUGAACUGCACUGGCCUGGCCCCUGUGGCCAAGGUGGUGAUGCUGGUGGAGGAAUGUCAGUGCAAGGUGAAGACGGAGCAUGAACAUGGACACCUCCUACAGGCAGGCUCCCAGGCAGAAUUUCAUGCACAGGAUCCCUUUAUCCCAGUAUUUGCAACUUAAUCAGCUGUCCCCCUGUUAUCUUUGUGAAGCAAAACCACAAUAGCAAAGUUACUGACUCUUCUGUUGGGAAAUGUUUAAUGGGUAGAUAACAUUUUAAGGGAAAGAUGGUUUGAAUAGUAGUACAAUAGAACAAUUUAGAGGAAACAGUGUUCAUCUAGUUAUGAGUGCCCAUUUGGUAUAUAAUCUUGGCUCUGCCACUA